AAUAGAAACAGUAGCAGUGAGAAUCAAAGGCAGAGAACCUGAACUUUUAUUAUGUCAACCUUUCCAACCAUCACAAGCAACAACCAACGAAUUUGAAUUCAAUGUUUCCAAGCACAACCAAUCGCAACAAGCAGACAUCCAACGAACGCUUUCCAACCACAGUAAGCUGCAACCAAUGAACCUGGCUCAAACGAGACCUUUCGCCUCAAAAUCUACGAAGUAG
Molecule: messenger RNA, 223 nt
Organism: Ambispora leptoticha
Lineage: Eukaryota; Fungi; Glomeromycota; Glomeromycetes; Archaeosporales; Ambisporaceae
Source: the annotation of a GenBank genome assembly